Molecule: messenger RNA, 407 nt
Organism: Thalassophryne amazonica
Lineage: Eukaryota; Metazoa; Chordata; Actinopteri; Batrachoidiformes; Batrachoididae
Product: radial spoke head 1 homolog
Exons: 3
Coding region: 65-292 (75 amino acids)
Source: RefSeq, a predicted model, not a curated record
ACAGGGUGUGUACCACUAUCAUGACACUGGCUCCAGGUACAAAGGAUCAUGGGUGAAUGACAAGAUGGAGUCAAGCGGAGAGUUUAUCCACGCCAACCACAGAUACCAGGGCAACUUUGUCAGCAACACUCCGUCUGGUCCGGGGAAAUACAUAUUUGACAACGGCUGCGAGCAGCACGGAGAAUUCCACCGACAGGACAAAGCCGAGGGGGAGUCAGACCCCACCAUCACCCUCAAAUGGACUCCACAGUAUUUCACUGCAACACAAAGGACUCCUGAUGUGGAGCCAUGAGGCGAAUUUCAUCAGCUCAGCGUGGUCGUGUGAUAUCAGACAGCUGGUCCAUUUCCACUGUCACUACAGACAGAAGAUCUUAACUACGGUCAUUAUUACCUGUAAAAAAAAAACA